AUGGCGUCACUGGGUCCAGUGUUUCGCCGGCUUGGCACUAGCUUGGCGAACCACCGUGCCUCUCUCUCUUCGGAACUUGGUUCUUUAUGGGACUUCAUCAGGAUAGAUAAGGACCGACGACGCUCCGCGCCCUCCACCACCUACGAGUCCAUCGACUCGAAAUCCCCGGUAAAGCUGGCCAGGGACCUACUGCAGGUUGUCCAGGAGACUGUCUUAUGCAAGCGGCUAGAGGACACUCCAAAGCGGUGCCCCUUGGUCAAGGAGGAGUCCGAUCUAACCGCCUCUGACGACGAGGAGAGCGCCGACAACAGGAUCGCGAACCUCAUCGACUUCUUCUUCACUAUUGUGAAGAGUCAGAAGGAGAGUAGAAAGGGGAGUGGCGGCAGCUGCUUCAGGGGCGAGGCGAGCCCGGAAGAAGAAGAGAAGGCGGCUCCGAACCGCGUCAACACUGAACUGGAGAAGAAGAUGGAGACCCUGAUGGAGUUUUUGGCGACGACUGGGUGCAUGGAAAGCGAACGCGAGGGCAAGGACGAGAAGAAGAUAACCUUGAUGGAGUUCCUCUUCGGGCCGGACGAUGGGCGGUGGGCGAGGCCGUCUAUCGAGCUGAACGGCCGCGGCGUCAGCCUGUCUGAGUCCAAAGUGGACGUGCGCGACCUGGCCUACAUCGACGAGAGCCCCGCAGACCGCGAGGAGACCUUGGUCGAAAUGCUCCUCAAGUACAUGGAGGGAUACGGAGCCCGGGAAAAGGGCGGCGAAGCGGCAAAGUCGCUCUCCGUCACGCCUUCCCUGUCAGAGAAGUCGAAGUCCGACACCACCAUCAGCCGGCUGGAGACCUUCAGCGAUGUCAGCAAGACGAAGUCGGAUUCGACUCUGACAUACACCCAGGACACUGUGGUGGAGCGGGAGCGUGCAAACGGCCGCCGCGUUUCAGAGACCGUGGUCGAUCUGAGCUUUGUCAAAGAGGACCUGGAGGCGGUCUUCGAGGAGGCGACCCUCCGCGUCUGCGAGCUGAGGAUGAUGUUUGACGAGGACACGAUGAGCGAGCAAGAGGACCUGGAAAACUUCAACGCUUACACCAAGCCACCGGCUCUACAGUGCAUCCAGUGUCUUCCGUACAGCGUAGAGCUGUCAGACAUAAUGGAGGAGGAGGAGCCCUCCUCCAGGGGCUUAGACAGGGGAGAUGACGAGGACCGGCUGGCGCUAGCCCGGCGGCUAGCGGAGGACCUGGUCCGUUACAUAGAGGACAGGAUCCAGCGCUACCGUUUCGAGGACUCCGACGACGAGAGCAGCUGUCCGUCCACCGAGGACUACAGCAGGGAGUACGAGUUGAGCACGCGUUCAAUCAGCCUGAUCGAUCUGAGGAACAUACCGGACUUUGCGCCAAGCGCGAUCGCCAAGCCCAAAGUGCUCCGCCUGGACAAGUCCACGUCGACCACGGAGAUAUCCGAGUCCAUAUCGGAGCUGUACCGGAGGAUCGAUUCCGCAUGCAUGACAGAGGACACCGCACUAGGUUCGGGGGAACGGAGUGAGAGGGCAAUGGACAAGUUGGAGUCCCUACACAAGUUCUUCUCCAGGUCUCGCUUGGAGAUCAUCGACGAGAGCCUCGAGGAGAACGGUGAGAAGGCGACCAAAAAUCCAAAACAGAAGGCAGAGGGUAUGUACUUCAAUGGGAAAUCUAAAGAGGCGGGCGUGGUGGAAUGUAAAACUGGCCAAGCCAGUCUAGACGACGUGGAGGACUUGCAGGACGACAACGACGCCCCCACGGCGGACAAGGACGCCAGUGACAUUGACAGAUGUGUCAAUGACUUUGACAGGCGGGACAAUGACAUUGAAAUUGAAGACAAGUCACGU
Iphiclides podalirius (scarce swallowtail) is the source of this 1851-nucleotide messenger RNA. Lineage: Eukaryota; Metazoa; Arthropoda; Insecta; Lepidoptera; Papilionidae. The record is from the annotation of a GenBank genome assembly.